AAGGAAGACGUUUAGAAAACUCACAAGAGUAAUGACUGGUACCCCAUGGAGUUGGACUUGGAGCCAUCUCGAUCUCUCAUCCUUUCAUUUUACUUCUUCUUUUUCUUAUUAUUAACACUAUUAUCUCAUCGCCAUUCUCCACUCCACACGUUCCUUUUCUUCUGAGUUCUUUCAUCACCAAUCAACACCAUGGCAGCCACGCUCACCCUUCUCAACCUCCCCGUUCUUCCUCAAAAGCCAAACCCAUCUAUCUCUAUCUCUAAUAAUCCCACCAAACUUCUGAUCCCCCAAUCCCAAUCUCAUACCAAACUCUCCUCUACUAACUCACAAAUAUUCAUCAAUGAAGCUUUUGCCCACCUACAGUCUGCUUCUCUUCCCCUUACAGCACUCACAUUACCCUUCUUCUUUGACCCUCAGAAUGCAGCAGCUGCAGGUGGGCAAUUCGGAAUAUUGGAGGGAAGGUCAUUUGCUCUGGUUCACCCCAUUGUGAUGGGUGGUUUGUUCGUGUACACGCUAUGGGCAGGCUACUUGGGUUGGCAAUGGAGGCGAGUUAGGACCAUUCAGAAUGAAAUUAAUGAGCUGAAGAAGCAAGUUAAGCCUGUACCAGUUACUCCAGAAGGGAAACCUGUGGAAGCACCACCAUCUCCCGUUGACCUUAAAAUUCAGCAACUAACAGAGGAGAGGAAGGAGUUGUUAAAAGGGUCUUACAGGGAUAGACACUUCAAUGCAGGCUCCAUACUUUUAGGAUUCGGAGUCCUUGAGGCUGUAGGUGGAUGUCUCAACACAUGGUUGAGAACAGGAAAGCUAUUCCCGGGGCCUCAUUUGUUUGCAGGAGCAGGCAUCACAGUUUUGUGGGCAGCCGCAGCCGCCCUUGUACCUGCAAUGCAAAAGGGAAAUGAUACAGCAAGAAAUCUUCACAUUGCUUUAAACGCAGCAAAUGUUCUGCUUUUUGUAUGGCAAAUACCCACUGGACUUGAUAUUGUCCUUAAGGUGUUUGAAUUCACUACUUGGCCUUAAGCUGCACAUAGUUCAAAGAGAGUUGUAUACUUAUAUGUGCUUCACCUAUUGCUGCAACUGCGCCAUCUUCAGUUUCUGAAGUUCUAUUACUACAUAAAUAUUUUUUUCUUCAUGUAACAUCUUCAGUUUCAAGCUGGUAUUAGUUGAUUGUAUAUGUUUAUUUGAUAAUGAUGUUGUAGAAUGAUAACAUUCCAUUCGAAAUUCAUUUUCUUAAUUGGCAGUA
Cannabis sativa is the source of this 1240-nucleotide messenger RNA. RefSeq lists its product as uncharacterized. The transcript has 4 exons. The record is from RefSeq and is a predicted model, not a curated record. The coding region runs from base 190 to 1017 and encodes 275 amino acids. Gene Ontology annotation, cellular component: chloroplast thylakoid. NCBI's taxonomy places the organism in Eukaryota, Viridiplantae, Streptophyta, Magnoliopsida, Rosales, Cannabaceae.